CAAUGUUUGUCAACACUUAAAUUAUUGUAACAUCUGUGGAGACACUUAAAGGAGGACAGGAAUUCCAUCGGUCCCUUUAUUUAGCAAAAUUGUUUGUCGGCCAUAACCACACCAAAACAAUGUGUAAAAUACUUUUAUCUAGCAAAACCGGUCGUUGUCUACCGUACAAACCAAGGCAAAAGCAACUCUUUGUCAUCUGUUAUAUCAACAGCAGCCGCUUGCUCUCUCUCUCACCUGCACCAACACAUACACUAUGGCAAUUAGCCACUGGUGCGUUUAUGGCCACACAAAAAGUUGGACAACUCCAACACUACACGUAAAAUGUAAAUUUCAGGUCGUUUUACUAUGACUCCUCAAUCAGUGUGCUUAUUCUACUGUCAUUUGUUAAGAAUGUUAUUUUUUGGAUAUCAAUCAUGAAAUUAUGUUACAGGACUACAUAAUUGCUAAUAAAAAUAUUUAUUUUACGGACAGUAAGUUAAUAAACACUUCAUCUCAUGCAACAUGUGAAUGUUUUAAGGGGAACUAAAUGUGAUCUCUGAAAGGGGUACACAAUCUUUCCAAAGCAGGACCCCCACCCAGGCAUAAAAUACUACAGUGCAUAGCUGAUUAAAAAAACACAAUAUCUAAGUGGGCCAAAUCACAUACUGUAUAUUAGAAAAUAAUCUCUUGAAAUGUACUAGUCACUUGAUUAUAAUAAUAAGACAUUUAAAUUGUUAUGUCAGGUUUGUUCACACACAUGAACAUUUUGAGGGAACAUUGGUUAUGGUAUUGCUGUGUAUUGUUUUGUUGGAUUGAUUAAUUAAAAAAAUGAAAAAUAAAAAUAAAAAUCGAUUUAAAAAAAAAAAAAAGAAUCGAUUCUGAAUCGCACGUGAGAAUCGCGAUUCGAAUUCGAAUCGGUUUUUUCCCACACCCCUAGUGGAUAUGCUGAGGGCGUGCCACCAAUGGCCCCCGGGCCACACUUUGGUCACCCCCGCUGUAGAGGCUCGUAUUCCCCCCUUUCCGAGUGGCCACACGCCCGUGUCAUUGAUUCGUUUAUUUCGGGUGACGUGUGGAGCCAGGACGACGCGGUGCCAAUCAUGAGGAAAGUCCUCUCCUUCGCCGAGCUGACUCCUGUGUGUUGUUACAUUGUAGCGGAAAGAAUGUCGGAAAGGGCCGAGGAUGACGUCAGGGGGGAGCAGCGCCGAGCGGCCAGGCAGCAGCUGAAGCAGCAGCAGCCGAUCCAGCGGGGAGAAGGCUCCACAGCAAUGGCGACUGUUGCGGAGCGGAGAUCCUUGCCGAGUCCAGAAAUAAUGCUGGGACAGCCUUGGAGCAGCUGGGUCGACGCCGCCAAGCUCCACGGCAAUGACGGUGCUGAAUUGGAGGAAAGUUUCAAAGACUCGGGGAAAAAUCGCGAAGCCAUGCGUUUGUGCAGAGAAGAUAUGUCCAUAUUUGGCCAGUAUCCCGCUCAAGACGACUUCUACCUGGUGAUGUGCAGCCACUGUAGUCAAGUUGUCAAGCCCCAAGCCUUCCAAGCACAUUAUGAGAGGAGACAUAAUUCGCCCAUCAAGUCAGCAUCCAGCUCACCCUUCCCUUUGCCGGGGAGGAACCGGAGUAGUAACAGUGGUCUCGGGCCUGGAUUGGGCCCAGGAUCUGUUUCUGGAUUGACGAGUGGUGGGAUCCUUGGUCGAACUUCUACUGCAGCAUCUAGCAUAUAUUCCUCUUCAACAUCCUCCUCGUCCUCCUCCAAUCCCAAACUACUCAAACCAGCCAAAGACAAACUGCCCGGCAUACAGCGAAGACCUCCCUUUCCUUCCUUCCGGACGGUCCAGCCAGACAAGAUCCUUACCCCGGCUGUCAAGGUGGAGAAGAUGCUUCUGAAUUUGGACUCGUCAGCUAAGCUGGUGCAGGCCCCCUCUGCUCCCACAACCACCUCAUCCUCCUCUACAUCUUCCUCUAGCACCACCGUGAGCUCCAACACUACCACCACCAUCACCACCUCCUCAUCCUCAGCCCUUAAACCAGGCCUUAACUGUCCCUCCAUACCAAAGCCUCCCUUACCGACACUGGGACAGGUCCCUAAUGGCAAAGGCCACUUGUCUGUCUCGGACAAGAAGCAGGACAACAACAGCAGCAGCAGUGCUGGUAGCAGACGCCACUUUAACAAGAAACUGACAGAGCGUGAGUUCAAUCCAGACAUCCACUGUGGCGUUGCGGAUGUGACAGCACGGAAACCCUGCACAAGAUCCCUAACAUGCAAGACACAUUCCUUAAACCAGCGGAGGGCAGUGCCAGGGCGGAGGAAACGCUUUGACACAUUGCUGGCAGAGCACAAGAACAGAACAAAAGAGCGGGAGAGGGAGAAGGAGAGAGAACACCACCAAACCCAUUCCCAGCAAAACCCCCCUCUCAGGGACCCACACCCCUCCCUCCAGCUCCCCGCUUCUCAUGAUGUCCACCCGGUGGCUCAUGGCAACGGACCCACCCCAGAAGCCACAAGACCAAAAUUUCACAGCCCUGGUGUUCCACGGCUAAACAACACACACGGGGCUGGUACCCCCGUAGACCCUGCAGCGGUCCACGAGUCACCGCACCAUCCCCAAAGUGCUCCCGAUGGGUUUUCUCGAGCCUCUAGUGACGAGGGAGAGAACGAGGAGCGUGAAGAGAGCGCUGACAAACUGCACUGUCACUAUUCAGGUUAUCACCCUCGACCGGUAGCUUACUGUACGUUUGGAAGUCGACUGUUCGGGAGAGGCUGUUACUCCUUUGACAGACGAUGGGACAGAAUGCGAUGUGCCCUCUCCACGAUGAUGGACAGGCACGUCAACUCUCAGAUGUGGAAGAAAAUCCCCUUGGCCUUGGAGAACAGCUCCUCUUUUGCACCUGCCCAUAGGACAAGCACAAAUUCCCACGGUAGCACCCCGUCUUCAGGCUUCCUGGGCCCACCUUCGACCUUGACCCAGACCCCUUACAGCCAAUCACACGAGGGCAAGCCUCUGCUCCCCUAUGGGACCACCUUAAAUGCCCGCAGCUGUCCGCAAGGAGGGUCUGAGCACCCGGCCUACGGCACCACGCAGGCCCGACAAGUGUCUUCGUCGCCGCAGAUGCCUUCAGCUCAUUUGUCCUCCUCCACGUCCCCCUCAGCCUCUUCCCUCGCCUCAGGCCGGGCGCUUAAGUCCCGUCCUUCCAGCAGCAGCACUACAAAAUCAGUGUCCUUCAGGCCCAAAGAGAUCUCCACUGGCUCCUCCACACCUGUCAUCCCCACCUCUGUGGGUGGGGGUAGCAUUGGAGCCAACAGUCACAGUAGCAGCACCAGCUUCAGCUCGGGAAAGAAGAGGAAGAAUAGCUCUAUCCUCUCAUCGUCCCAUAGCUCCUCCGAACCUCCAAAUGCCAACUAUUCUCCCUCGUCCUCUUUCAAAAAGAACUGUGCAAAUGUGGGCAGCUCAGGGAGCACCUACCACCACAGCUCACUAGGUUCUUCAUCUUCAUCGUUAUCCUCCUCCCACAGUGGAGUCCACAGUGUAGGCCUCAACUGUGGCCCGAGUGUGCGCACAAACUCCCUCAGCCUCAAGGCCGAGCUUUCCGGAGGAUCGGCGGGCAGCUCCUCGGGCCCGCCGGCACGAGGUCCUCCCUCGGGCAGUUCCGCCGAGUCCAUCAAGCGCAUGAGCGUGGUGAUGAACAGCAGCGACUCCACCCUCUCGCUGGGGCCUUUUGUCCACCACCAGUCAUCAGCCGAGCACCACACCAGCUUCAGCCACCACUCCUCAGACGGGCGCCUGGAGAGCAAAAAACGCAAAAGCUCUCCUGCCUCCAGUGGUCUUAAUAGCGGCGGCGGAGGACUUGGACCGGGUAGACCCAAGGUGGCCAAGUCACCGGCCGUUAACAACAUCCACGGGAAGCAUGGGCGGAGCAUGCCAGCGGCGCCAGGGCUACCAAACAACUCCCAUUUACAUCAGCCGAAGGCUCGUCCCUGACAGCGGCGUGCGCCCGCGGCGCCUUCGGAGGCGGCCAGGGACGGUGGGCGGGGCAUAGCUCUGGACCGUACGAGGCCUUCUUUGACGAAAAAUCCACAUUACUCUCAAGUUUCCCACAAUCCUCAGGGUGGAGAUGAUCCGGAGCGCCAGUGAAGUCCUUGCUGUCGUGUCCCAAAGCCAUGUCUCCACAGGGGGGGCGAGUCAGUCACCUGGGUGGGUGGAUCUUGUCCUAGUGGUCUGUGAGGUCACCUGGGUGGGUGGAUCUUGUCCUAGUGUUCUGUGAGGUCUUCCAGAUGAUUGGAUGCUGGGCACGUUGGGCCGCGACAAGCCGAUCUCUUCUGUGUGUGUGUGUGUGUGUGUGAGAGAGAGUAAAAGUGUGUGUGUGUUUCUCAUGUCAGAAUCUGCUGACUACUGGAAUUUCUGACUAACUUUCACCCCCAGCCUGAUCUCAGCAGCCUUGACAGGAGCGCAGGAGGAGCAUCAAAUGUUCCACUUUAAAGACAAACAAUCGCUUUGCUUCAUCCAGCCCGGUUCCUUUUUUUUUUUUUUCUUGUUUUGGCUUAAUUCCCCCCAAGCAUUAUUAUGCAAGUGUUACCUUUUUAGCUUUUUUUUUCUUAGGAGCUUUUACACUGAACUUACAAAAGAGUCUUUGUAGAACGAGGUCACCUGACGAGAACGUUUUUUGACUUUCACGGCGUGCAGAACCACAGCCACGGUAAGACCUGCUCCCCCCCAACUGUGAACAGCACUUAAGAACCCACACGCCCAAAGCUGCUUCAACGACUACCCAUGGUGCAUUGCCUGUGUCCACGCGGAGGACGCAGUCGUCGUUGUUGUUGCCACGACGAUGUUCAGCAUCACGAUGACUGUGGAGAAUCGACAUGUGAAUUGUACUGUCCCAGCCCCUCCCCCCCCAUAGGGAAUCAGGUAUGGUACGUCUUAACUGGAGGAAAACCUUAUGCAUGUUUUUUGUUCCUGUUAGUGGUUUAGCAGGACCCCAAAACACUGGACUUUCAUUUUGAAGCCAACCUUUUGUACUGUGGAAGUCCAAAGUCCUAAAUCAGGCUGUGCUCAGUAGACCUUUUGAGCGGCUCGGCGGUUAGCAGACUCAUGCAGACGGCUUCACAGGACGAGUGUAGACCCCCCACUGAUGUCAGUUAAAGGCUACGUUCACACUGCAGGGUCCGAUGUCCCAUUCAGAUUUUUGUUUGUUCAAAUCCGAUCUUUUUAGUGGCCGUUCAGUACAAAAAAGUAUCCAAAUCCAUAAUGUUUAAGUUUUAAACAUACAAAAUUAGCUAAAAAGCUAGCCUAAAACAUUAUAUACUAAUAAACUAACAUAAGAUACAUUAGCAUACUUCAAAAUGUACGAUUUCUAAGUAUAAACAAACAAAAUUAGCUAAAAAGCUAGCCUAAAACAUAUACUAAUAUAAGAUACAUUAGCAUACUUCAAAAUGUAUAAUUUCUAAGUAUAAACAAACAAAAUUCGCUAAAAAGCUAACCUAAAACAUUAACAUGCUAAUAUAAGAGACAUUAGCAUACUUCAAAAUGUAUGAUUUCUAAGUAUAAACAAACACAAUUAGCUUCCAAGAUGGCGCCAACUAUCAAAAAUCCUAAUUUUUAGUUUGAAACAUACAAAAUUAGCUAAAAGGUUAGCACGCGAAUAUAAUAGAAGCUAGCAUAACAAACGUUAGCAUGUUAAUUAUUAGUAUUUUUGCUUGACAAACGUUACCAUGCUAAUGAGAGUUUAGCAAACUUCCAAGAUGGCGCCAACUAUCAAAAAUACUAAUUUUUAGUUUGAAACAUACAAAAUUAGUUAAAAGGUUAGCAUAAGAUGUUAGCAUGCGAAAAUAAGAGAAGCUAGCAUAAAAAAACGUUAGCAUUUUAAUUAUUAGUAUUUUUGCUUAACAGCACAGUUAUCACAAAUCAUGAUUUUUAGGUUUAAACAUUCAAAAUCAGCUAAAAAAAAAACAAAAAAAACAUUAGCAUGCUAAUGAGAGUUUUGCAAACUUCCAAUAUGGCACCAACUAUCAAAAAUACAAAUUUUAGUUUGAAACAUACAAAA
Messenger RNA from Entelurus aequoreus (snake pipefish), 6012 nucleotides. RefSeq names its product ataxin-7. The record is from RefSeq and is a predicted model, not a curated record. The transcript has 11 exons. The coding region runs from base 942 to 3950 and encodes 1002 amino acids. NCBI's taxonomy places the organism in Eukaryota, Metazoa, Chordata, Actinopteri, Syngnathiformes, Syngnathidae.